Molecule: messenger RNA, 564 nt
Organism: Lodderomyces oxycetoniae
Lineage: Eukaryota; Fungi; Ascomycota; Pichiomycetes; Serinales; Debaryomycetaceae
Product: methylated-DNA--protein-cysteine methyltransferase
Exons: 1
Coding region: 1-564 (187 amino acids)
Biological process (GO): DNA repair
Molecular function (GO): methylated-DNA-[protein]-cysteine S-methyltransferase activity
Source: RefSeq, a predicted model, not a curated record
AUGAAGCUGCUUUACUAUACAAUAAUUGACUCAACACCGUUCAAGGCUCUCUUGGUAUUGAAUGACCAAGGCGCGUUAAUGUACGCGUCAAUAGGGAAAGAUGCUAUGGAACUUUGCAAGAAAUUAGUUGAGGAAUUUAAACCGAAACGAGAAUAUCAACUACAACCACUUUCAACACUCUCGGAUCGAUCAUUGGUUAAAGAAUCGAUUGAGAAGUUUGAAAAAUUAAUGAAUAAUCCUGGAAAGGAAACGAUUAAUACUAUUCCAGUUGAGUUUAUCUUUGGCACGCAAUUACAACAGCGCAUCUGGCGUGAAUUGAUGAAGAUUCCUCCUGGUAAAACAAAACACUAUGGAGAGAUUGCUGAUAGUAUGAAGCUACUGCCUGGAUCAAGUAGAGUUGUUGGGAACGGGUGCGGUUCAAAUAAAAUUGCGGUGGUGGUACCUUGCCAUCGCGUCAUUGCACUCUCGGGCAAACUCAAUGGCUAUAAAUGGGGGAUUGAAGUCAAACGGCACCUCUUAAAAUCUGAGUUAGGUAGUGAUUAUUCAUUCAUUGUUACAGAUUAA